AUGUCCCUCUCCCUCUUUUCUCGCGCUGCUAUUGCAGUGGGAUUGCUCACUUCGACCGUUUCCGCCAAGUUUGACAGCAAUUCCAACAAAAACGUCGCUGUCUACUGGGGACAAGGUUCCGACCAAAUUCCCCUAUCCCAGGUCUGCACAGAUCCAGGUAUCGACAUCGUCAACAUUGGUUUUGUCAACGCGUUUCCCAAGACUCGUGGCGAUUACCCAGGGACGAACCAUGCCAAUGCCUGCCAAGCCGACUACUACCCCGAUCCCAAGACUGGGCAGCCUAGCAAGCUGCUGAGGACUUGUCCCGGCGUUGAACAAGCGAUCAAAGACUGCCAGGCUGCUGGCAAGAAGGUCAUGCUCUCCCUUGGUGGUGGGUACCCCGUGAAUUAUAGUCUACCUACUGUAGAUGUCGCCAACUACUUUGCGGAUUUCCUCAUUGGUGCCUAUGGUCCUGUCUCCAGUGACUGGAACGGCAAGCCUCGCCCAUUCGGUAGCGCCGUCGUGGAUGGUUUCGAUCUUGAUCUUGAGGCUGAGGAGUGGGCGACUGGAGCCGCGGAUCUGCUCUACAAGAACUACGACGUCUUUGCAAGGCGUAUCAAGACACGUUCUAGCAUGCUUCUAUCAGCCGCCCCUCAAUGCGUUAUUCCUGAUGCACGCAUCGCUCCGGCAUUGAAGGCUGUGCCCUUUGACUUCAUCUUUGCCCAGUUCUACAACACCUACGAAUGCUCUGCAGCGAAAGGAUACAAGGAUCUCAAGGCCGGUGCUACUACCAAGACCACCACUUUCACCUUUCAGGCCUGGCUCGAUUGGUUGGCCAAGGAGUCUGCCAACAAGCAGGUAAAGCUCUACAUGGGUCUGCCUGCUGGACCAGACGGUCUUCCGACACACAAGGACCACUACCUCAAUCCAACAGAGGCCGACUACCUGAUCAACAGAUACAAAAACAACGCCAACUUUGGAGGCGUGAUGCUGUGGGAGGCUACCGUUUCCGUCCGAAACCCCGAGUUCUGCAAGUCCUUUGGUUACUGGGCCAAGACGUCGCUGGAGGGGUCGUUUGCACAGAAGCAUACGCAAGCUGCCUGUGCUGUCUCGUCUAGCGCGGUGGUCUCUUCUAGCACAAAGAUCUCCUCCAGCUCCAGCUUGUCUUCUAGCACCAAGGUCUCAUCCAGCACUGUCGCUUCCAGUACCACACUUUCUUCAAGCACCAAACCCUCGUCUAGCAUGCAUGUUCCGUCAAGCACAAAGGCUUCCGCCAGCAUCCAGGUUCCCUCGAGCACCAUGGUCCCAUCCAGUGUCCUUGUCACAUCGAGCUCUGUCUCUAGUGUUCAUGUACCCAGCAGCAGUGUUGUAGCAUCUUCCGAGGAUCUUUCCAGCAGCACCACCUCUUCUUUCAACAUCGUAUCUUCCACCGUAGAGGACUCUUCUAUGUACUCUACGACCAGCGUCGCCCCGAGCAAUGUUGAGUCGUCUAUGUACCCUACGACGAGCGUCGCUCCCAGCAAUGUUGAGUCUUCUCUUCACCCUACGGCGAGCGUAUACCCCAGCAAUGUUGACUCUUCUAUGUACCCUACGACAAGCGUCGCCCCGAGCAAUGUUGAGUCUUCUAUUCACCCUACGACGAGCGUCGCCCCCAGCAAUGUUGAGCCUUCAUCGGUAUACGUCGUUCCUUCCGGCUCGGUUCAGAUUCCUCUUCCGACAGAAAGCUCCAGCAAAGUCUACUCAUCCAGCAGCGCUAGUAUCGUCUACCCUGACAGCUAUCCUACGAAUGUCUCCUCUAGCAAUAUCUAUCCCUCUGCAUCGUCGACUCCAUACCUGAGCGAGUACCAGAGCCAGUCCGAGACGACGUCUGACGCUGCCUCGUCUACAUCUUGCAGCACCUCGAGCGAAGCUUAUCCUAUAAAGAGCUCAUCUAUUGCAUACCCGUACCCAGCUGAGAGCUCCGAAUACGCUACUUCGAGCUCUGGAACGGACAACGAAAGCAUUCCUUCUAUCACCAAGGGAUCGGAAGAAGAAUCAAGCUAUCCAACCGGUACCACGACUACUGUUGUCACCACGACAUACGUUGAUGUUUGUCCUACCGGUUUGACCACCGUCACCACUGUCAUUACCAAGACGUUUUGUGGCAAGUGCGCGCACUCUACUCCGCAGGCUGAGUAUCCCGAAGGCUGGACGACCAGUGUUUAUGUUGAUGAGACCGUCACGAUCACCCUAACUAAACCUGUUAACACUCCUACUGAUACCCCUGCAUAUCCUACCGCUUCCCCUACAGUCGACUAUCCAGCUGUACCUAUUCCUUCGGUGCCAGUCAACAAGCAGGAAUACCCAAGUAUGCCUGAGAUCCCAGCUGUGCCCAAGCCUUCCGCGCCUGUCGUCAAGGAGGAGUACCCAAGCAUACCUGAGGAACCAAACGUCGCCACUGCCACAAAGUCGGUAGCAUACCCAGUCUCUUCCGAGGCUCCUGAGUACCCAGCCCAGCCCGGUGUCCCCGAGUACCCGAAGAAGCCUGUUGAGGAUGUCACCAGCACUCUUACCAGCAGCCUUAUCCAACACGUAACCUUGAGCAAGGUCGCCGUCGUUACCGCAUCCGUUCCCGUUCCUUAUCCUUCUGCGCCCUCUCUUGCUCCCUACGCUGCUGUUGGUAUAGCGAACGGCACCAGUGCUUACGCCCCUCUGCCCACUGGUACUGGCAAGCCUGCCAAGCCCACGUCCUUCGCGCCUCCUGAGUUCGAAGGCGCGGCUAGCCGUUUUGGCGCUGGAAUGACUGUUCUUGUUUCGGUUGUUGCUGGGUUCCUUGUCUUGUAA
Molecule: messenger RNA, 2802 nt
Organism: Plenodomus lingam JN3
Lineage: Eukaryota; Fungi; Ascomycota; Dothideomycetes; Pleosporales; Leptosphaeriaceae
Biological process (GO): carbohydrate metabolic process
Cellular component (GO): extracellular region
Molecular function (GO): chitinase activity
Source: RefSeq, a predicted model, not a curated record